Molecule: messenger RNA, 2974 nt
Organism: Cyprinus carpio (common carp)
Lineage: Eukaryota; Metazoa; Chordata; Actinopteri; Cypriniformes; Cyprinidae
Product: WD repeat-containing protein 26-like
Biological process (GO): proteasome-mediated ubiquitin-dependent protein catabolic process
Cellular component (GO): GID complex
Molecular function (GO): protein binding
Source: RefSeq, a predicted model, not a curated record
AUAAUCUGUUAAACUAUGUAUAAAAUAAUUAUUGAUGAAUUCAUAGUCUGUGUUAAGUUUUUGCGUGCGCCCCCUUUUGCCCGGGAUCCGUCCGGAAGUGAGGCAACAGGGGAAUGUCCGGUGACGUCAGCCCGUCUGGACGCCAUUAGAUCUGCAGCUGUUUGGAGAGAAACAACAACAAGACGAACGACCCUCGCACGGAACGCGCUCUGGACCGCGGGAGCCCGACGCCUCUUUCCCCUCCCCGGGCUUCACCGGCUUCUAACCACGGCCGCUCUCGGUGAGGAAACUCUGGCCUCCGCUUCCUCCUCCUCCGACUCGGACACCGGCGGAGCGUCGCCGCCCCCGCGGAAGAAGCGCCGAGCCUCGUCGGCGGAGGGAGUAGGAGAGCCCGGGGCUUCAGCAGGCCUUACGUCAGCGACCCACCUCAGCCGAACCGGCACCAACAUGCAGUCGAACGGGACCGGACAGGAGCAGAACCACCCGGCCAGCGCGCAGAACGGAGAUGCCAACGGCCUCCAGAGCAACGCAGGCUCGGCUUCGGGGGCCUCCGGGACAGGUUCGGGUUCCCUGAAGAAGAAGAAGCGUCUUUCUCAGGCGGAGGAGGACGUUAUCCGCCUCAUCGGACAGCAUCUGAACGGGUUAGGGCUGAAUCAGACGGUGGAUUUGUUAAUGCAGGAAUCUGGCUGUAGACUGGAGCAUCCGUCGGCCACAAAGUUCCGGAACCACAUCAUGGAAGGCGAAUGGGACAAGGCUGAAAAUGACCUCAACGAGCUGAAAACAUUGAUGCAUUCACCCAGCGCUAUUGUGCGGAUGAAGUUUCUGUUAUUACAGCAGAAGUAUCUGGAGUAUUUGGAGGACGGAAAAGUUCUGGAAGCUCUUCAGGUGUUGAGAGGAGAGCUGACUCCGCUCAAAUACAACACAGAUCGAAUCCACGUGCUCAGCGGGUAUCUGAUGUGCAGUCACCCUGAGGAUCUGAAGGCAAAGGCUGAAUGGGAGGGAAAGGGCGCUGGGUCACGAUGUAGAUUACUGGACAAACUCCAGACGUACCUGCCCCCCUCUGUAAUGUUGCCCCCUCGCCGGCUGCAGACGCUGCUCAGACAGGCCGUGGAGAUGCAGAGAGAUCGCUGCCUUUAUCACAACACCAAACUGGACUCCAGUCUGGACUCUGUGUCCUUACUGCUGGAUCACGUCUGUAACAGGAAACAGUUUCCGUGUUGCACGCAGCAGAUCCUCACAGAGCACUGCAAUGAAGUCUGGUUCUGCAAGUUCUCCAACGACGGCACUAAACUCGCCACCGGCUCGAAAGACACAACUGUGAUUAUCUGGCAGGUGGAGCCGGAUUCGCAUCAGUUGAAGCUCAUACGGACUCUGGAGGGUCACGCAUACGGUGUGUCGUAUCUUGCCUGGAGUCCUGAUGAUGUUUACCUGAUCGCCUGCGGCCCAGACGAUUGCUCUGAGCUCUGGUUAUGGAAUGUUCAGACAGGAGAACUGCGGACAAAGAUGAGUCAGUCUCAUGAGGACAGCCUGACCAGCGUGGCCUGGAACCCUGACGGCAAGCGCUUCGUUACAGGAGGACAGAGAGGGCAGUUUUACCAGUGUGAUCUUGACGGAAACCUGCUGGAGUCGUGGGAAGGCGUGCGUGUGCAGUGCCUCUGGUGUGUGGCUGACGGCCGGACUGUUCUCGCCUCUGAUACGCACCAGAGGAUCCGUGGAUACAGUUUCGAGGACCUAACAGACAGAAACAUAGUUCAGGAGGAUCAUCCUAUAAUGUCUUUCACUGUUUCCAAGAAUGGAAGAUUAGCUUUGUUAAAUGUAGCAACUCAGGGCGUUCAUCUCUGGGACCUACAGGACCGUGUGUUGGUCAGGAAGUAUCAGGGUGUGACACAGGGUUUCUACACCAUUCAUUCCUGCUUCGGUGGACACAAUGAGGAUUUCAUCGCUAGCGGAAGUGAAGAUCAUAAGGUUUAUAUUUGGCACAAGCGCAGCGAGCUGCCGAUCAUGGAGUUGACGGGACACACACGCACAGUGAACUGCGUCAGCUGGAACCCCUGUAUUCCCAGUCUUAUGGCCAGCGCUUCUGACGACGGCACAGUCCGUAUCUGGGGACCCGCACCCUUCCUGGACGCACAAGAGCUGGACGGCCUCAAUGAGAGUUGCAGCAGUAUGGACAGUUGAUGGCAGCCCUGGAACAGAUGACUUGUCGCAACCGAGAAAAACCCGAUUACAGCAUUGUCCUCCUCCACAACGACGCACGAGUCCAAAAGCGAAAGAGAUCCAGAGCCUCGUUUUCAGGUGUCCGGAGGCAGCAGAGACCUGACGCUGAUUCGAGCCGCUUCCAUAACGACGGAUCUGAUCUCUUUCCCUCCACGGGGUUCCCACAUUAUUACCCUUUCAUUAGGCCCGAAGACGAGAGCUGGAGCGCCCGGGCGGGUGUUUUUCUCUCUCGCUCUCAAUCCUCCAGCGGCAGAGGACGAAACACUUUUUUUUUUAAAGAAAUACUAGUCCUAGCAAUUCUCUCUUUUGUUCCUUUAGCAGUUGAUCAGCUUGGGCUUUAGUGUUGAUGAUGGAGUGCUGUAGUUUUUCUGUUUUUUUUUUAAAUCGUUCAGAACACAAAUGCAUUGGUUUCAACCGGACUCCCAAGUCAUGCAUCAGCAGGGGUCAGAGGUCGCCUUUUCGAUCUUUGAGAGUAAAUUCUGCUUCGGCCUCCCUGUUGUAGCACAGCUGUGUGUGUGUGUGUGUGUGUGUGUGUGUUUGUAUGUGAGUGUGUCUGUGUGUGUGUGUGUGUGUGUGUGUUCAAAUGUGCCUAAAGUUGGUGUAUGUUCGCAUGUGGCACUGUUCUCACAUCAGCGUGUGUGUGUCCUUUGUUUAGCCAUACGAAUCAUUUUAACAGAAUCUGAUCGAAGCCCCAGAGACCUUCAUCUGUGGAACAAAAACUUGAGAACCAUUUUGUAUUUUUUUUUUUUUUUUUUUU